This is a messenger RNA of Acanthaster planci (crown-of-thorns starfish), 4028 nucleotides long. RefSeq lists its product as uncharacterized. Lineage: Eukaryota; Metazoa; Echinodermata; Asteroidea; Valvatida; Acanthasteridae. The record is from RefSeq and is a predicted model, not a curated record.
CAGAUCAUCUAUAUUAAUAAUCACAAUGUUAUCUUCGUUUGUGCAUGAUAUCCCAAAUUAUACACUUCUUAAUUUUUGUUCCUUGUAUGAUAAUUCCAUUGGAACAUUACCACCCUCGUGUCUCUCUUUUGGGUCAUUCGUACGUCAUUAAGGACAAGGACACAAUACGGAAAUUGACCUUGAUGACCUUUAUAGUCACAUGAUUUUAACGCGUAUGUGUGCUUUAAUUUUGGAGAACAUAAAUUUGACUUUUAGCUUCGUUAUUGUGUUUUUGUCUCGGUAAGAAUAUGUUAAAGGACAAAACUAAAGUAGUGUUUUCCAACACUACCUCGUUUUUUGACCAAGUAGCGUGUGAUGUGUGUGUCAGUGUAGCUGAGAAGCAGCCUCAGUACACCAAGGGCGGCUCUCCUUCACUCUAUGGAGGCCCCGGUAGCCUGAGCUUUGUCCUCUUCUUGCUCCUUUAUUUGUCCUUCAUGCCCGUACAGAGCACAGCAAAGUGCAGCGUGUGCGCAGCAGGAUCUGGUGAGAAGAUUGAAAAUAUCUUUGGGCUAACCAGGGACGGUGGCUACGCACAGCUUGGGAUAUGGCAUCAAAUUCCGUGUCCAACGUUUCGGCGUGGUGAGAAAUUAGACGGCGUCGUUUGGUACAAAGGAUAUGUCGUAGGUGACCCGUCGACGGUUCGUCUAAUCAGUCACUCCGGCAGUGGUAACUACCCUAUCAGCGACAGAUACGCCUUCUCUGCUGAUUUCAGCCUCCUUAUAAAAGGCAUCGAAGGGAGUGACGAAGGCCAUUUCUUGUGUCAAGUUAUCCCCAAAGAAACCGGAUUUAGGGCUCAAGGAAUAAACUUGCAAGUUCUUGACAUGUCAUUUCCUGCAAGUCCAAAUGACACUUCAGGCUCCACCACUCUUCACAGAGGACGCAGGCAGACGCUACCAUGUCAGUGCAUGUCACAGUCACCCGACGCACCAUCCGUAGUGUAUUGGUCAAUGGGAGAGGGCAUCACUACAGAUACAGAGAUCAUUGGUGCACGUUUCUCUGAUGGCGUCACCCUGCAAAUCCAACAUGGCGCUGAUUACAGCAUUGAUAGCGACGCUUCGCUUACAGUCAACUCCCUGAAUGUUGUACAUGAUAACCAGCGAUUCUGGUGUCAUGUAUUUCAGUCAGAUGGGACGCUUAGAAAUUGCUACAUAGAUAGCCAGUUUAAAGACCAGCAACAGCCAAAAGUUGGCCUUUUGAAGGCAUCUGAAUUAUCUUUCUACCUGCAAGAAGGCAGAGAGCAGGUACUCCCCUGCCAUGGCUGGUCGACAGGUGACACGUUUUGUGAGGCCAAGUGGCUUAAGCUCGACCCCGCAGAUCAACAAGUUGUCGUCAGUUACAACCUGUCGACCGGUGCUGUAGAUUCCUAUUUUGGAUUCAAUCUUGCCACUGACUUUGGUUUGGUGAUUAGAUCAGCGCACGACGAACACGCAGGAUUGUACCAGUGUGGAGUUGGAAAUGACACCAUCGAAGUCCAAGUGAUAGGAAACCUUUUCCCAUUGGAUGGUGGCCGCACUAUUUCCCGUGAAAGUGUGACCGCUGAGCUGGGUGAAGAUUUUAAACAUCGGUGCCCUGCUGUACUGCACAUCUCCGAAGGGACCAACGCCACUUUGUUCUGGUCAUUUGGCUUGCGCACUACGCAGAAGGCCACUGUGAUUGGUACACUGACCCUACCCGGGCGUUCAAAGACGAUGUCUGACGGUGCGGAAUCCGUAGGCUCCUUCAGCAUAUCCCCAGAGGGAUUCCUUCAAGUGGGCAAUUAUAGCAUAUACGGUGACAUGAGAUACUGGUGUCAUAUUUUCACAGAGGAGGGGCUUUUACUUCGGUCCUAUGUGGACGUGAAAAGUUAUUUGGCGGAAAGUGAGCAGCUAUUGACUUCUAAUAGCAUUUGGGCGUCAACUAUAGUGCCGACCCCUGUGAGCUGUCCAUGUGAGCCGUUCAUCACUGAGGCCGCCUUUGCCAUCAUCGUCGUCUGUAUCAUUGUUUGUUUCUUGCUGCUUCUUGCCGCUGUGGUUGUCAGGGAGCGAAGACAGCAUCACGGCUACACCCCUGCUCCGUCUGGGACCACUCCUCCUAUUAACCUUGCCCCUGUUACGUCAUAGCGGUAGGUUUUUAAACCAAUUAAUCGCCAGGAAACUGUUCAGUUGUCUGUGUCAAAAUGGAAGCAGUAGGAAAGUUGUAAAAUAAUGAUAGUAAUAAACAGAGCCCCUAAUCAAAUAAGAACAGUGGCAAAAAAGAAGAAAAGGCCCCCCCCCCAAAAAAAGUUUGCAGCUAUUAUCACAAGUGUUGACAAUUUUUAGUUGUGCAUGGACAAUUACAUAGACUUUACUUGAAAACAGUUGACGUGUCAUUUGGUACUGGUUUCACUUUGGAGGUCCUUCAGGGUUUAAGGUUGUUUGCUUCUUUUUAUUUACUUGUUGCUCGUCAUAACUAAAAAAGUUGUAAUCAAACAAAUCGAUAAAGUAUUUUAAUCGGAUAUAUUGCCCUUGUUUACAACAAAAUUGUUUUGAACACAACGUCCGAUUGUGGGAUGGUCAGUAUGAUAAAAUGUGUGCUACAAACUUAGUAUUGAUUAAACAGUCCGGGUGUACCAGCUAUUGCUUAUGAGCAGCUUCUUCCAACUUUGAAAUCCUAAUUUUAGUUACAGGUUUUGCCCUUACCCGACGUAUACAUUUCUAAACACUUGUGUGCUCAGUGCUUGUCUGAAAGCUUGUGCGAAAAAACUAACUAUUGAAACCAUUAAAACCAAAACGAUUUGUCAGCUCUUAUGAAUUCUAGUGCGCAACAAUCUCCAUUCAUGCGCAGACAUUAGAAACUCUUGGUUAGAAAACAAUGGCCUUCUUUUUGCUUUCCUUUUCUCUAUGAUUAGUAUCCUUUUCAUUGCCAGGGAUAUUUUAACCACAUUUCUUUAGUUCAGUCAAAGGCUUCUGAAACUGUUUCAUUUGGAUGACUUUAUUCUCAAUAUUCACCGAUUAUUUGACAAAUACUGGAUCAAAAAUAUAUAGUUUUUGAAGGAUAGUAUUUGUCAAACCAUUUCUGUGACUUCUUUUAACUAGUACCAUACUUUUCCUUUGCAGUAAACACUACUAUUGACUUUAAACACCCAGGGAUUGUCCGUGCAGCAUUAAAUUGUGCUAAGGAAUGCAUUUGCGGUAGACGUUUAUUUAAACCUCUGAACAGGUGUGCUAAGGAAUGUAUUUGCGGUAGACGUUUAUUUAAACCUCUGAACAGGUGUUUGAAAUGUACCUCUUCUAUUUUAGCUUAAUUAUAAACAGGAAUUUAUGUUUUUCCCAUCUUCUUGCCCAUUAUCAUUGAAUUUCAAAGUUAAAAUGAAAAGGAACAAGGGAAACUAGGUACAUUAAGAUAUGUUCAUUUCAACUUCAUUCUAUAUUUUUGUACAUUUCUAAUGAGUAAAUGUUUUAAAUUUCCAUGUUCCAUUUUUGACUCAUUACAAACUUUAUGGUUUCUCACAACUUCUUGCCAUUAUCAUCAGGUGUCUGAAAUUCAUCUCUUCUGUUUUUGACUCAUUAUAUACGUGAAUUGUAGGGUUUUCCAAACUUGUCCAUUACCAUUGAAUUUCAAAAUUAAAAUGAAAAGGAACAAGGAUAACUAGGUACAUUAAGAUAUGUUCAUUUCAACUCCAUUCUUUACAUUUGUACAUUUCUAAUGAGUAUUUCAAGAUGGCAACAAAUGGACAACUUUCGAAAAUGUUCAAAAUAGUUUUCCUGCAAUUAUCCACAUCAAAUGUUUAUGCAGUUUUUUGUAAGACACAAAUUGUUUAACAUGCCUUAAAGGCAGCUUUGUUUUUUUCAAACUGUGGUCGGUGUUAGACACAAUCAAACUUGAAAUCAACAGAAAUUAUACAGAAAUAUGCUACUUAGAUGUGCAAUUUUAUACUUCCAUUUUGGCACCCAUGGGGGACUUUUCUGUGUAUUUAACCUCUCAAGGCUUUUCUAAUGCAUGCUUGUAAAAUAAUAAUCGUAGCGUUUUCA